GGGUUGAGUUGCGGUGUGGGCGGGCGACCAAUGGAACAUUGACGUCACUGUUGUGUAGUCGGGGAAGAUGGCGGACAAGAUGGAGCGGAUAGAAGGAGGUGAUGCGGGCUGUGUGUGUGUGUGAGCUGGCUCCAUAGCCAUUGGUGUGUGCUGGUGUCACUGUGAUCCUAUUGCUAUAGACAUCCAUAGCUCACAUGUGUGAGAGAAUAAUGCAUGCCCAGCAGGGCUGUCUGCAUUAAUACACAGCUCAUUAUCACUGUGUGUGUGUGUCACUGCAAUCACAUAGCCAGCUCUACAAUAUGUGCAUCUUUAUUGUCACUUCAUUCCAAAAGGAAUGCACAUGUAGCAUCUUGUAAAAUGGAUGAUAACAGGGUGUAUAGAUAUAUCUCCCAGCUGCAAAGGAACUAUAACUCCCAGGACUCUGUACCAUCUUGGCUGCCAAUUCCUCAUGGGAGUUGUAGUUCAAUAUCAGCUGGAGAGCUACCAUUAGGCCUUCCCUUGACGUUUUAUGGCAAUGCCUAUUGUUUUCAAUUUAUCACAUUCAUGUUUCAUAGAUAUUGCACUGUUUAAUGAAUAUGUAAACCUUUACAUUUAAUCAGAAAGUUUAUACCCUACUCUGGGUGAUUCCCUGUAGCUAUAGGUGUAGGGUUUAGCCUACACUAAUAAUAAGGUCCAUUCUUGCUACUUUCUUUUUUUUUUUUUUGUGGUUGCUGUUCCCAUCAUUCAGCUCAGUAGAUAAAAUGCUCAUCUUGGUAAGUUGUUUCAACUUCACCAGGACCAGAAGAAGAGGCAGAAAAAGCAGUGAACACUAAGACUGUUUCUUCCAGCAAUGAAGGGGAAAGCUCAAGUCGCAACGCAGAGAAAAGGUCUGCUGAACAGUCCUCCGAGGACUCCAGCACCACACCUUGUCCAUCUAAAGUCUCCAAGAUUGGAUUUACAUUUGGAGGUCAAAGUGCAAAGAAGCAACCUUCCAUAUCUAUCAAGCUUGGUGCCAGCGUACGUAGUUCGCAGUUUAUUUCAUUUCCUCCAUCAUGUGUAGUAUUCAUGUGUAUAUAUAUAUUUUACAAUUGCUUCUCAACCUGUGGAUAACAGGAGUGCAUGUUGUAUCAACAUAUGUACAAUAACUUAUUCAGUAUUGUCCCUCUUAUGAAGAAGACAGGGAAAUGCACAGAUACUGGUAAGUUCAUUAUUUAAUGCAAUAAAACCCAAUGAUUGCUUUAAGGCAUGUCUAACGGCUGUAAUGUGGGCAUUAAAACCCCAAAUGUGUGUUGUGGGAGAAUGAUCAUAAUAGACUUACACCAUAGGAUUUAUUAGCUAAAUUCCAAAUUGUAGUAAAAUUAAAUAGGCAAGUUGUGACUAUUGCUGACUUGCGUAAUUUCUACAAUUCACUUAAUUUAACCAAAAUUGUGCUAUUUAGAAUUUGUUUUGUUAUAUUUGAGGGUUUACUGAAAAACUUCAGUGUAUGAAUGUAUGUAAUUGGGGGAAAAAGAAAGCUAUAGGAGUUAAAGAGACACUAAAGACACCUGGAUCACUCAAUUUCAAUGAAGUGGUCCUGGUGCCAUGCCUCCCCACCCCCUUUUUUUUAAAAGAACUCCAGGUACCAUAACAACUUCAUCUAUGUGACGACGUUAUGGUGUCAGGAGGCCCCUUGGCGCACUCAAGGGGUUAGACAGUUCUCAAAUGGUUUAACCUCAAAGUGAGCCUCCAGCGACAAUCUCAACUUCCACUUGGCGGCAUCCGGAUUCUGAAAUCUCAGUUUCAAAAAGCUCAGGGGUGCCGCUGAUUGUCUGAGAGUAGUCAGCUGACGCUUUCAACCAAUUAGUGACUCUCCAUUCAUAAAAUUGGCUGAGAAAGAAAUUGAUCUUUUUUGCUAAUUGUGUGACCCCUUGAGGUAAGAGUGCAUCUGUGGGCCUCCAGGCACCAGAACAACUUCCUUUACAUGAAGUUAUAGUGUCUAAAAGUGUCUGAACUGUGCCUUUAAUCCUGCAAUUAAACAUUGCUUGUUUUCAUGGCAGGGUUUGAAUGCUUCUAGUGGCUGUUACUCAAUCUCUAGCGGUGCUUCUUGUAAAAUAGCAAAGUAAAAUUCUGUUAUUUCUAUCAGAUGGUCACAGAAAGUCCCUCUGAUCGGUGAAGUGCGUUGUUUUGCCUUGCAUGCUCACUAGCCUUCCACUGUUUUCCUACGGUGAGGCAUUGGAUUGGCUGAGAUCAUCAAUUUUGGAAACCAGUGCUGUGAGGUACAAAAGGCAACUAAAAUACCAACAGGGCUUUGCAGUGUUAGGAAUACACAUCUGUAUUCCUAAUGCAAUAGUCCAUAGUGUUUCUUUAUUACUCUGCUGUACAUGGCUGUUUUAUUUCCUGUGUACAAAACAUGAUCAUACAGAUAGAUGAUGGAUGGGACAAGCUUGAAAGUGUAGCAGGAACAGUGACUGAUGGUUGAAAUUUGCAGAAGUGUACACAGAGAUUGGCAGAUUGAAUGUCUGACAUUUUUCAAAUAAAAGGUAUAUGCAUUAGUCAAGGACCUGCAGAAUGUAAAGGAAAAACAAAAAGCUAGCGAUGGACACACUAUUGGAGGUAACUGUCAGUUUUUGUUCAAAAAUGUGAACUGGGAUGAUGGUAACUGUAGACCAGGGACGAUAUCCACUACAACAUGCUGCCGUAGUAAGUAGUUAUACCAUUUAAAGAAGAUUUGACAACUAACCUGAAUCCCACAUGGCACUCAUUGCCAUUUCCCCUGCUUCCUGAAGCUUCUGCAAUGCAGGUUUAGCUGAUGCUCAGUGGAAAUAAAUGAAGCUCAAUUUAAGAGCUUUCAGUACCUGGGGAGGUAGUGACUGGAGCUCGUUUGAACCCCGGGAACUUGUCAAACCGUUCUUAAACAGUUUGAUUACUAAACCUGGGAGGGCACCAAAGCACUUUUGUCACCAUAACCACUACAUCAUACUUUAGUGGUUAUGGUGCAUGGAGUGUUCCUUUAACUGUGUUGUGGUAACAUAUGCAUUUGAUUUAGAUUUGCAAAAUGGUUUUUCAAAUCGAUAGAAUAUUUUCCUUUUAAAAUAUGAAAUACUGUUGGAAAUUACAUUGGCAUCAGUUUUCAAUGGUCUUGAUAAUUCAGUUUUAUGUUGUAGGCCCACAAUUAGACUUUGAUACAAGGCAUAAUAGUGUUUAAUUUUGUUAUGAAUGCUGCCUAUACAUUGUGCAAACUAAUGAGUAGAUUACAAUGUUUUACUUUGUUUACUUAUUGGUACACUGCCAGAUCAGAAUUAAUAAGGUAGAAGUGCUUUGUUUUCUUUUUUGUUUCUCUCCUGUUGUCCCUUGUGUAUAUUUAUCUUGUGCCAACUGCAUAACUGUAUAGGUUUGUCAUUAUUAUAUGAAUUUUAACUUACAGAGCUGCAAUAGGCUAUAUCAUGGCUAAUGAUUAGAACUGUCACUGUAUAUCUGGCAAAGCAUUGUGGAAAACAUAGUUAACAUGAGCUUCCAUAACAGUUGUUAAACACCAAUUUGACUAUAGUGAGCAGUUAUGGUUAUUCAAUUAGGACCAAAUGCCCCUUUACAGAUUAGCAAACAUCAGUGCAUUUCGACUGCAAAAUAUGGACACACGUUCUGAACAUUUUGGUCUAUAAUUAGAAAAUAUACCAGAUUUCAGCUACUUUACUUUAGACCAAAUUUGAAAGCAGGCUUUUUGCCAGUUCUAAUAAAAGCUAUAAUUACAGAAAUCUGUCAUUAGCACCAUUUUAUAAGCUAGCUCCAUGGGAGAAAGGGUUAAUACAAUAGAGGGACCAGUAUAUACACCAGUAAAAGCAUUUUAUUUAAGUUCUUUAAUUUUAUAUAGUUAUUAAAAGUAAAUCAUAUUUCAUUUUUAUUGGACAGUUUGCAUGUGCUGUCAGUGGAAAAAUAUUGUGGAUUUCUGUAGAUUUGCCUGCAAAAAGCAGGUGAAUUUAUUUAGCAGAUUUUUUUUUUUUUUGUAAUUCUUUAUUUUUGUUGUGCGGGAGGUUACAAACAUAUCAACAGGCGCCACAACAGCGUCUCAGGAUUCACAUAGAUUAGACAGUGGCAUGUGCAGAUUUGUAAUUGACCAACUUUGUUUAAAAUAUUGCUAGUGCAGGCUGCGGUUUAAAUUUCGUGACUUUAGUGAAUAACCCGACUAUUGAUCUUGUAAUGUUUACUUUUUUACAUUUUUUUUUUUGUCUCUUCAGAAACCUAAAGAAGUUGCUCCAUCUGUAGUUCCCAAAAAGAAAGCGUUGGCCUCAGUGUUUAAUGAAGAUGAUGUAAGCUAUUUCUUCUUUUUAUAUUCAUUAGUAACCAUUUGUCAUUAUGGACAGCAUUCUACAGGUUUACAUUUCAAAUUCCUACCUGUUAAUUUGGAGGAACUUACACCAGGGCUCAACAUGUCCACUUCUCACUAGUUAUUGGCAACUGAAAAUGUAUCCCUGAGUAGUAAUUCAACACCAGGAGUAUGCUGUGGCAUGCAUUGACGAGUAACUUUUAAAGUUUGGCUAGGAGCUUAGUACAUUAAGUAUCUGUUUAUGAGUUGUUCAAGAGAAAAUAUAAUUCUUGACACACUCAUGCUAUGGAAUAUGCUAUGGUACUAUGUACACUUUGAGUAUAGCAGGAUGCAAACAUGUUAAAUAACGGACAUCUUUUUCUGCAGCUGAAUUGUCACAGAAUACUAACUGAUAGAAAAAUAAAGAACACAGUACCCAUAGCCUUUUUGCACCAUAACCACUACAAUAUGCAGUAGUGAUUGUGGUACUUAAACCCUCAAAUCUUUAUCUCCUAACUGUCCCCGAUCAAUAUGGGUGGGCUCCCCAUUCACUGGAUCCAUUUUCACAGCAUCACCAACAUAUCGUCACUGCAUUCUCUUGCCCAUAGUAUGUGACAGAAUCUAAUACCCAAGCAUGUUCAGUGGUCACCAGUAGUAUUCGGUCCCGUGUGGCAAUGGAGGAAGGACUGGAUAGAGAUGUGAGUAUGUAUCAUGAAAGGAAGUAGAGCUUGUCUUAAAGGAGCACUUAUAGGAUCAGGAACACAAAAAUGUAUUCCUGACCCUAUAGGGUUAAAAUCACCAUCUAUCCACCCUGGUCCCCUCAUGCGUUCUCUAAAUAUAGUAAAUCUUAGUUGUAUUCAAGUCUGCAGCAGCAUGUGCCUGUUUUCAUUAGAUCUGUCUGCUGACAUCAGCAGAAGUGGUAGCCUGAUCCAAUCACAAUACUUCCCCAUAGGAUUGGCUGAGACUGACAAAGAUGCAGAUCAGGGACAAGCCAGCACAAUUCAAACACAGCCCUGGCCAAUCAGCAUCUCCUCAUAGAGAUGAAUUGAAUCGAUGAAUCUCUAUGAGGAAAGUUCAGUGUCUGCAUGCAGAGGGAGGAGAUACUGAAUGUUUGGAUGCAUUUUAGGCAGCCAUGACCCAGGAAGGAUCUCUAACAGCUAUCUGAGGAGUGGCCAGUGAAGUUAUCACUAGGCUGUAAUGUAAACACUGCAUUUUCUCUGAAAAGACAGUGUGUACAGCAAAAAGCCUGAAGGUAAUGAUUCUACUCACCAGAACAAAUUCAAUAAGCUGUAGUUGUUCUGGUGACUAUAGUGUCCCUUUAAGCUCCAUCCUUUGUCAAGAUUGUCAAGCGUAGGAAAAAUACCUAAUACAAAUGAUUUCCUACUUUGUCUUAUGUUUUAAAGAGAAAUAGAUCAGAAAUUAAAAAAAUUAAUUCUGAUUCAAUAGGACAAAGCUAUUUAAUCAAAAGGUGUACUUAGUUUUUCCACACAUGGCUUCUCCAUUUUGGCUUCAUUUUUGUUAAAUCACGACACAGUGUAAUAGGUCAUGUGCUGUUGUUUAUCUGAGAUUAUGUAUACCUAAUUUUAAGACUUGCUAAGGAAAUCAUGAUUGUUAUGUCCUGAUAUGUAAAGCCAUAGAAUUCAAAAAAGGUUUCUUUCUUUUUCCCAUGAUUGUAUAUGCACAAUCAAUAGGGGUUAUGUAUUAUUUAAAAAAAAAAAAAAAUUCAUAAAAUUGGAUUAAUGUUUCCUUCAGCCUUUCAACUGAAGCUGCAGUUUUUGUAUUAUACUUUUGCACAAGUAUUCCUUAAAGCGUUAUACCAAGCUGCAUGAUGUUAUUUGGAGCUGUGAUAUAGUAGGUUUUAUUUGAAUCCUUAUGAGAAAAUAAAAAAGUGUAAAUAUUUAGUGAUCAAUAAAUAUCAUGAGUGAAAUUAGUGUAUAAAUUAAUACCUGCUAUAGUGCAGAGUGUAAAACCAAUACUUUCCAGUAAGAGGUAUGCUAAUAGGGGUGUCUCUAAAUUUCAAAUGAGAAAAGAGGAAGGUGGAAAAUAUGCCAGAAAGAUAAGUAAAAUCUAGUGAGAUCUCAUUAUAUCAUUAGAAAUGCACACUACCUAAGCUGAGUUGUAAAUUAAUUUGAAUACUGAGUGAAUGUCACACUUUUUUUUUUUUUACCAUCAAAGCCAACCUCCAUAUAAAUGGCAUAUAAAUAGGGCAAAAUUUAUGUGGAACCUGGAUUAAACAUAUAUUUUAAAGGUUUGUAUAGCCUAAGCAGCAUUUAUUGAGCUCUCUUCUUUAGAUACUUUCCUUGUGUGCCAGAUUUGUGGACAUUUAGUUCAUAAUGUUAGUGAGAUUUAAAUUUAAGGUGUUACGUCAUAUUUCACCAGUCCAGUACCGGCAUCUUGUAAUACUAAAAAAAAACUAACAAUCAAAGAGUGGUCACAUGCUUGUCAUCUUGUGAUUUGGUGUUUAUUUUGAUGAUUUCUUUUACUAGCCAUUCAUCAUAACAGUAUGCCAUACUUCAUAAAUGUUCUAUAUGUGUGAUGUUACAAAUUGUUAAUGCAUUUGUGUGGUUUUGCAUAUUUAAUAUUCUAUGAUGAUCAUUCUUUGCAGAGUGAACCCGAAGAGAUGCCCCCAGAGGCGAAAAUGCGCAUGAAAAAUAUUGGAAGGUAUAAAAGUCGAAUAUUGCUAGCUAUUAUACUGCUGUCCGGCAUAGGUGGCUCUCUGGCAUAGGUGGCUCUCUAUUUAGGCGGUAGCCUAAUGUCCUGCACUCAUUGGGGACUCGCCUAACUGUAGAGGAGGGCCUGUAGCAUGGGGCAGGCAGCAGAGGGCUGCAGAUUCGGGGGAAGAUUUUCUUUUAACCCUUUGGCUGCUGGAAAGGGGGUUGGGGGUUGCUAGGAAAGGUGGUCCAGAGGGCAUUAUAGUAUAUAAUUCCUUUAAUAUCCUUCUAAAGCCUACAAGAGCCUCCUGGCUCUGAUUGACACAGCCUGCAUGAAAACAAAAUUGUUUCACUUUCAAUCAGAUGUAAUUUACCUUAAACAAUUUUUAUCUCUUGCACUGUAAAUUGAACUUUAAUCACAUACAGGAGACUCCUGCAGGAUCUAGCAAGCUAUUAUUAUAGCAGGGGAUAAAAAAAUCUAAGUUAAAUAGAACUUGCAAUAAAGGAAGAAUAAACUUUAGAUGACUCUUUACAGGAAGUGUUUAGGAAGGCUGUGCAAGUCACAUGCAAGGAGGUGUGACUAGGGUUAAUAAACAAAGUGAUUUAACUCCUAAAUGGCAGAUAAUUGAACAUUGAGACUGCAGGGGUAUGGUCUAUACAUCAAAACUGUUUCAUUAAGCUAACGUUGUUUUGGUGACUAUAGUGUCCCUUUAACUCUUACAUGGCAGAUAAUUGAGCAGUGAGCAUGAGCUUUAUACCAAAACUGAUUCAAUAAGCUAAAGUUGUUUUGAUGCCUCUAGUAACCCUUAAACUUUAGAAAUUCAGUUAGCAGUUAACUAACAUUCUGUAUUUGAAUAAACCACUUUAAAUUUUUGCUUUGUUGUGCAUAAACCCCUAUUGUAAAAUAUGUGAUUUUUGUGAUUUUAAUGUAAGUUAUCUCAAUGCCUUUACCAGGGAUACACCAACUUCUGCCGGACCAAACUCAUUCAACAAAGGCAAGCAUGGAUUUUCAGACAGCCAGAAGCUGUGGGAGCGGAAUAUAAAAUCUCAGUUGGAACGUGUUUCUGAUAAAUGAAAUGUUUGGGUAGAGGGGCUGAAGGGUGUCAUUGGGAGGAAGAUUCCUUUUUUUUAUGGAUGGAUAAAUUUACAGUUGUCGACUUAUUUCUUUUUGUUUUGUUUGUAUUUUUAAGGAAAUGUAUGACACAAAUACACUUGGAGAAAAAUCCAAUAUUGUAUGGCUUUUAUUUGAAAUUUGCAAGCUGUUAAAUUAAAUACGAAAACUAACAGAAUUUCAGCUUAAUUGUGCUAUGUAAAGAAUCAAGCAUAAAAAGGGGGUUAUCCAUAAACAUUGUUGCAUUCAUUUUCAUGUUUGUGCCAGUUGAGAGCAUAUGCCAUUUUCUCUAUGUAUAAAACAAUUACUUCACCUUUUCUACAUUGAAAUUAGAAAGAUAAGCCACCAGAGAAGGUAGAGAUUGUGAAGGUGACAUACGGAGACAAGCUACGGAUAGAGGAAAGCAAACUGGGUUCUAAUUCUCUCAUUUCCGGCAGGUACCUCAACUGGUGCAUUAGCUGACUGUGGAUAGACCUGCUUAUGUUCAUGUUAGGAUUGACCCCACUCUAUACACUGUUGAAAACUUAAGCCAUAUAAUGUAAAUGUUGGAGGUCGAUAUCUGUUGUUCUACCAUUAAUCCCGAAUUGUUCACCUGAUAUGCAGUUCAUCCACAUAAGUGGCCAAUAGGAGACAUCAUAAGCCUUUUGUUGCUAAGGGUAGAUAAUAGCUAGACUUCCAUGAGAUGCCUCCAGUUAGCAGUUCAAUGCUCCCUUCUUGAUGCUUGUGUUUAUGAAAGUCUAAUGCGAUUAUUGGGUACUUAAAUGCAUGUACUUAUUCAACUUUGAAAAUAAAGAUUAUCAAAAAAAGGGAAGAUAAAAUAUAUAUUGCAGCUAGAAUGGCGGUUGACAUGGGUAAUUAGAAGGGCCUAAGCCCAAUUUAAAUAUAACCGCUAAUAAAGACAAGCCUUGCCUGAGGGCUUGGCUUUAAAACAAUUACCACUGGUAAAAUG
Molecule: messenger RNA, 8969 nt
Organism: Pelobates cultripes (western spadefoot toad)
Lineage: Eukaryota; Metazoa; Chordata; Amphibia; Anura; Pelobatidae
Source: the annotation of a GenBank genome assembly